ACACACACACACACACACACACAGCUCAGCUCACACUCUCACACACACACACACAUGCAGUGGAUGAGCGAGGGGAGGACAGACUGAGAUGCCUGGUUGCUGUUUGCCUCUGAGCGGAGCGUAAAGUUAUGUGUGUUUGAAUUUGGGAGGGAGGAGGAGGGAGGUCUGUCGGCUGCAGGAUUCCAUCACUCUUAGCAACCGUUGUUGAGUUACCACGGAAACGCUCUGCGAUGUUCUCUGCUUCUCCUUUGUCCUCCUCCAUCGCUCUCCUCUCUCUCUCCCCUCCUCUCUCUCUCCCUCUCACUCCAUCCUGUCUUUAUUGCUGGUCGACUUCCUCCGUGCGUUGCUACGGCGAUGCUCUGGGACAUUCAGCUGGAUCAUUUUACCGCCGCAGUGCCGGAGUGCAGAGCUGAACUGAGGGAAGACAUCAGCUGAUCAGCUUGUUUGGUCGCUGGACGCCGUCAGUCUGCUCCUCCUGCUUUUCAACUUUUUAAAGAAAGCCACACUUUGCCUUGUGACCUUUAACCCCUCGACUUCCCUCACGGAUCACCUCAGAUCGUUGUUUUGGAUUGGGCAGGCUGACAGGUGACAUCACAGGAAGUUGGAUGAAGUUUCAUUGAACCCAAACGGCUGUGAUCAGCGUCGAUGUUUUCACGUCUCUGUCAGUCUGAGAGACAACCGGACGCUUCUCAGAGACCAAACUCUGCUCUGUGAACACAACAACUCCACAAAGACCUAAAGAAAACCCACCACCUCCCUCUCCUCCUCACCCACGCUGACAUGAACGAGGAGGCGGAGGAGUCGCAGGAGGUGUUGAAGGGCGAGGAGCAGGUGGACGAGCAGCAGGAGGAAGAGCAGCAACAGGAGAUGCAACAGGCGGGAAAACAAGGGGAGGAGGAGGAGGAGGGGAUGCAGCAACAGGAGGACAUACAGUCUGAGGAGGUGCAGCAAGGAGAGGAGGAGCUACAGAACGAGGAGGAGCAAGUGCAGCAACAGGAGAAGGAGCAGGAGGAGGAGUUGGGAACUGAGGAGAUGCUAGAGGAAGAGGAGGUGCAGCAGGAGGAGGAUGUACAGACGGAGGAGCACCAGCAGACUGUGGAGGUGCAGCAGCUGGAUGAGGAGGAGAUGCAACAAAAGCAGAACGAGGUGCAGCAGAGUGAGGUGGUAGAGCAGGAGGGGGAGGAGGAGGAGGUGCAGCAGAGUGAACAGGAGCAGAGGGAGGAGAAGCAGCAGGUAGAGGAGCUGCAGCACACUGAAGAGGCACAAGACUUUGUGGACGCUGUGGAGCAGAACCACAACAACCAGGUCCUGAUUCGACUGAGAGGAAUGCAGAAAUAUAAAAGUACAUCACAGAGGCUGAAGGGGGUCCUGGAGCAGAUGGACCGUGGAGUCGUGGACCUGCAGGAACUCCGCAGGAACCUGGAGCUCGCUGCUGCCAUGCUGGACGCUGUUUACACGGAUGAGACCAGGCGUCUGCUGGACACUGAGGACGAGCUCAGCGACCUGCAGGCAGAGUCGGUGCCCAGCGAAGUACGUGAUUGGCUGGCAUGCACCUUCAGCAGGAAGAUGGGCGUGGCCAAGCGUCGCCCUGAGGAGAAGCCCAGAUUCAGGAGCAUUGUCCACGCAGUGCAAGCUGGGAUCUUUGUCGAGAGGAUGUACAGACGGACAUCCAACAUGGCUGGUCUGACCUAUCCUCCCACAGCUUUGACAGCUCUGAAGGAAGUGGAUCAGUGGUCCUUUGAUGUUUUUUCCUUCCACGAGGCCACUGGAGACCACGCCCUCAAGUUCCUGGUCUACGACCUGCUGACACGCUAUGACCUCAUCAACAGGUUCAGGAUCCCAGUGCAGGCUCUGGUGCAGUUUGUUGAAGCUCUGGAGAACGGCUACAGCAAACACAGGAAUCCAUAUCACAACCUGAUCCACGCCGCUGAUGUCACUCAGACCGCACACUUCCUGAUGCUGCACACUGGACUCAUGCACUGGCUCAGCGAGCUGGAGAUUCUUGCGAUGGUUUUCGCUGCAGCGAUUCACGACUUUGAACACACAGGAACCACCAACAACUUCCACAUCCACACCAGGUCGGAGGUGGCCAUUCUGUACAACGACAGGUCGGUGCUGGAGAACCAUCACGUCAGCGCCGCCUACAGGCUGAUGGCCGAGGAGGACAUGAACAUCCUGGUCAACCUGAACAAGGACGACUGGAGGGAGCUGAGGUCUCUGGUGAUAGAGAUGGUGAUGUCCACAGACAUGUCCUGUCACUUCCAGCAGAUCAAGACCAUGAGGAACGCCCUGACACAGACACACGGCAUAGACAAAGUGAAGGUUUUGUCUCUGAUGCUUCACGCUGCAGACAUCAGUCAUCCUGCCAAAGCCUGGCCGCUGCACUACCGCUGGACUCACAGUCUGAUGGAGGAGUUCUUUAGACAGGGAGACAAAGAGGUGGAACUCGGCCUUCCCUUUUCUCCUCUGUGUGACCGCAAAGCUACAAUGAUCGCCCAGUCACAGAUAGGUUUCAUAGACUUCAUUGUGGAGCCGACCUUCAGUGUUCUGGUCGACACGACAGAGAAGGUGAUUGGUCCUCUGAUAGAAGAGGACAGGAAGGCCAGAGAGACUGGAAACAGGAGGUCCAGUUUAACAGGAAGUGGCUCCGUUACCGUGGAGUCGGUGCAGAGACACAGCAGUGGUCGUCAUGGAAACAGCGAUGAUGGACAGAUGGACUUUUCUCUGACGGCCAUUGACCUGCCAGCUCUGAGGCUCCACCUGUCCGGCGUCAUCAUCAGCAACAAGGACCGCUGGAAAGAGCUGUCUGUGCACGAGUUGGCCAAUAAGGAACAAGAGGAACAAGAGAGGGAGAAGUCCAACAUCAACUCAGGCAUCCAGUUGCAUGCCUCACCCAACCACAGUGUCCCUGACGGACACACCUCUGACCAAUCACAGAACUCAGACGGUUCCCCACCUGAUGAGACGCAGGAGGACAAGUCACCUGAUCACAUGCCUGCAGAUCACCUGACCUGGAAUGGGGAGGGGCCAGGCGAAGAGAAGGAGGAGGACGACGAUGAAGUGCCUGAAAUUGCUUGAUGACACUCCGCUGCAAACUCACCACUGUAUCUGGCUGUGGCAGAUCACCAUGGCGACAGGCGGCGCGGUGCAGUGACAACAAGAGUUCAGACUCUUCUGUUUAAACACAGCAGCUGACUCAGUGGCCCCUGGGCGGACCCCAAAAGGGCCACCAGACCUUAUGUUUACAACUGACCAUGAAAAUAUCACAUUGAAACGACAGUGACGACUUUCAUCAGAUAACAGCUUCUUAGCAGCUUCAUGGUUCAUUCACAGUGGUGACAGUGUGUUGUGAUUUUAUUAGAGACUCAGAGGAACGUUGUCUGUGAAAUAAGCUGAAAUAUCAACAUUUAAAUCAAAAUAAAGAGCAACAGGUGGAAACCAAAGAGCGUACAGUGGCUCAUGCUAACACAGGCUAAGUGUUCGAUAUCUGAAGGAAUGAGUCAUGGAGCUGUUAACAAGCAGAUGUGGAGGUUCUGUGAAUGAAGCUGAGCGACAGAUGUGUUGUUAUACAUAGACAUGUAAAGAGUGAUUUCUGCUCCUCUCUCUGUUCAGGGUUCAAAUGAUCGAGCAUGUUGUGCCUCUGGCUGCCCCCAGUCUGUGAUAUCAGAGCUGUCAAACAUUAGUCAGUAGAUAUCUGCAGGGUAUCAGUAUAGACUUUGGUCUAGAAUGAAAUAUCUAUCGGAUGGAUUGCCAUGAAAUUCAUGGAUUGCAGAGGAUGAAUCAUAAUGACUUUGGUGACCCUGACUUUACCUCCUAGUGCCAUCAUCAAGUCAAGGUGUUCACUUAUCCAGGGAAAUAAUAUAUCUGACAUGGCUUGGUUCAGAACUUGAUGACAGUGACUUCAGUGAUCUCCUGACUUUUCCUCUGACAGCCCCAUUCGAUAAGUCCCCUCACACAGGCCUAUUACACUGAGAGACAUACAGCAGUGCUGGGGACCAGAAAAUCCCUUUGAUAAGUUCCCACAACAGCCCAUGUCAUAUCAGGGGAAGACGGAGAUGAGGAACAUCUUUUUCAGGUUUCCAUUAUGUGCUGUAUGGAGCUGGGAAACACUGGACCUUGGGAACAUGGGACCCAUAGACCAGCACAUUUGUAGAACUGGGGAACAUAGAGACUGGUAACAUAGGAAUGACUCUGGAGUUGUUGGUGAUAUUUUGUUUCCUAGGACAGUAGGGAACAGUUCCUAAUGUGUGUGAAGGCUAAACAGAUGUGUGAGACGUUGUGUUAGAUCGAAUGGAAAUACUGAAGUCUGGGCAAGUUGAAAAUGUCUUCAGACAAAAGAAGCACUCUGAAGGUGUGUGACUAGAAAAUGCUGAAUCAUCUGCAUUUCCAUCCACUACUAUUACACAAAUAUGAAGAGUUAGAUUUGUGAUAAAUGUGAUGUCACACUGACCUUACAUGGCCAGAGGUCAAACAUGUUGGACAGUGUGAACCUACAGAGAGCAGAGCAGCAGCAAAGUGACGACCAAUCAAAGACGCAUUAGAGUGUACAUGUGACCAUGUUCUUUACAACAUGGAUCGUCUCAUCGUACUUUUUUGGCCAGUAUACCCAUAGGUUAGCGUAACAUUUUACUCUCCACCAUCACUGUAGAAACUGUGGACUCGAGCACUGGGAUGGAAACAGAUGAGGCCAAGGAAGUGCGAUCGUCAGAAAACACCAGAAUUUACCUUUAAGUGGACGGGAGCUCAGAGUCCAGGCAGCUUCUGUUGUUCCUGUCACUUCUCCUGACUGUGAAUAAACAACAGUGCCCCCCAUAAUAUCACCAUGGUGACGAAAGGCAACAAAAAAACACCAGUUUCUAUAGCAAUGGCCAAUGAGCUGAAGGGUGGAGCCAACAUGGCCAACAGUGAAAACCUGGUAGAUCCUCUGAGCACUGUGCUUGUUAAUGCAAUGUGUGCUAUAGUCAUUGUGUGCUCUUUGGCUCUGUGUGUGUGUGUGAGAGAUUCUGAGUGUGUGUGUGUGUGUGUGUGCAUGUGAGCGUGCGUGCACUGUAUACUGUACAGCUGUUUUCUGUAUUAUUGUAUUAAACAUUCAGAACUCCA
Lates calcarifer (barramundi perch) is the source of this 5100-nucleotide messenger RNA. RefSeq names its product phosphodiesterase 1A, calmodulin-dependent (gene pde1a). Gene Ontology annotation, biological process: signal transduction. The record is from RefSeq and is a predicted model, not a curated record. Lineage: Eukaryota; Metazoa; Chordata; Actinopteri; Centropomidae. The transcript is spliced from 16 exons. Gene Ontology annotation, molecular function: 3',5'-cyclic-nucleotide phosphodiesterase activity. Bases 781 to 3078 code for a protein of 765 amino acids.